Messenger RNA from Metopolophium dirhodum (rose-grain aphid), 441 nucleotides. RefSeq lists its product as uncharacterized. The record is from RefSeq and is a predicted model, not a curated record. NCBI's taxonomy places the organism in Eukaryota, Metazoa, Arthropoda, Insecta, Hemiptera, Aphididae. Gene Ontology annotation, molecular function: nucleic acid binding. The coding region runs from base 1 to 441 and encodes 146 amino acids. The transcript has a single exon.
AUGGAUUGGAACAAGUACAACGUAAUCGAAUGGUUGUUGUCUAAAAAUUAUGUCAUUGAUAGACCGAUGGUCAUGUGUGAAUUAAUGGAAAUGGUAAAUAAAAUCAGACCUCUUUAUGAUAAAUAUUUAAUAGACGAAGAAGCGUUAAAAACCAAAAAAGUGGUAUUGCGUAUACCUCCUUAUCACAGUGAGCUGAAUCCUUUUGAGUUGGCGUGGUUGGUGGUAAAAAAUCACGUAAAAAAAAAUAAGCUGACUGAUAUACAGAAGCUGCUUAUCGAUGGAGUCCAGCGCGUAACACCCGACAUGUGGGCCGAUUUCGUCAGCCAAACAAUCAAGGAGGAAGAUAAAUUGUACAAUAUCGAUUUUAUUUCUGACGAACUAUUAGAUGCAGAAUUGGAAGUGAUGCAAUCAACAAGAGACACUUCAGUCUUUUCUGAUUAA